Klebsormidium nitens is the source of this 2697-nucleotide messenger RNA. NCBI's taxonomy places the organism in Eukaryota, Viridiplantae, Streptophyta, Klebsormidiophyceae, Klebsormidiales, Klebsormidiaceae. The record is from the annotation of a GenBank genome assembly.
UGGCAGUGCUUGCCACACAGUGUCAGAUCUGAGCAGAAGCGUGGCGCUGGAGAGUAUAUAAGUGACAUAGUCUUCAAGUUCAAGCUCUGGCGGCCAAUUUUGCUAGUGCAACUCACAAGUCGCUUUGAUUCGACUUCUGCAGCAUCCUGGGUCCCUUUUCUGAAAUCCUCGGUGUGUGCCUGCCGGCGAGGAAGAUUUUGGUGUUGUAGCCAACUUGAUCAGUCACACAAAGGAAUUAUUGUCCCUUCACCAUGGCGAAGCGGAAAGAGACGGUCUCCACGGACGUCCGGGGCGACAAGCUGGAGAUUACGCCCCUGGGCGCCGGCAAUGAGGUUGGGCGCUCGAGCGUGUUCAUGACGUUCAAGGGGAAGAACAUCCUGUUUGAUUGCGGAAUCCACCCCGCCUACUCGGGCCUGGCGGCCCUGCCCUUCUUCGAUGAGAUCGACCUCAGCACCGUGGACAUCCUGCUUGUUACGCACUUUCAUUUGGACCAUGCUGCGUCGCUUCCGUAUGUCACAGAGAAGACUGCGUUCAAGGGCAAGGUGUACAUGACGCAUGCGACCAAGGCGAUUUACAAGCUGCUGCUGCUCGACUUUGUGCGCGUCAGCAAGGUGGCCGUCGAGGACAUGCUCUACGAUGAGCACGACCUGGAGCGAUCCAUGGCCAAGAUUGAGGUCAUCGACUACCACCAGACGGUCGAAGUCGACGGCAUCCGCUUCUGGGCGUACACCGCAGGCCACGUGCUGGGCGCGGCCAUGUUCAUGGUCGACGUGGCGGGCGUGCGCGUGCUGUACACCGGGGACUACUCCCGGGAGGAGGACCGCCACCUGCGCGCCGCGGAAAUGCCGCCCUUCUCGCCGGACGUCUGCAUCAUCGAGUCGACGUACGGCGUGCAGAUACACCAGCCGCGCGCGGUGCGGGAGCGCCGCUUCACGGAGAUCAUCGCGAGCACGGUCAUGCAGGGCGGCCGCGUGCUCAUCCCCGCGUUCGCGCUCGGGCGCGCGCAGGAGCUGCUGCUCAUCAUGGAGGAGUACUGGGCGGCGCACCCCGAGAUCCAGCACGUGCCCAUUUACUAUGCGUCGCCGCUCGCGCAGAAGUCGCUGCUCGUGUACCAGACGUACAUCAAUUCGAUGAAUGAUCGCAUCCGGGGGCAGUUCGAGAUCGACAACCCGUUCAAUUUCAAGUUCAUAUCGAAUCUGCGGAGUAUCCGGGAGUUCGAGGACGUGGGCCCGUCGGUUGUGAUGGCCAGCCCCGGGAUGCUGCAGAGCGGCAUGUCGCGCCAGCUGUUUGACAUGUGGUGCCAGGACAAGCGCAACGCGUGCAUCGUGCCCGGGUACAGCGUGGAGGGCACGCUCGCGAGCACGAUCCUGAAGGAGCCCAAGGAGGUGGUCCUCCAAAGCGGCCUCCCCGUCCCGCUCCGCAUGAGCGUGCACUACAUCUCCUUCUCCGCGCACGCGGACUACACGCAGACCAGCGACUUCCUGACGGAGCUGCGGCCGCCCAACAUCAUUCUGGUGCACGGGGAGGCCAACGAGAUGGGGCGGCUCAAGAGCAAGCUCAACACCGUGUUUGCGGGGACGGACAUCAAGGUGCUGACCCCCAAGAACACGCAAACCGUCGAGCUCCACUUCACAAGCGAGAAGACCGCCAAGACCGUCGGCCGUCUGGCGGCCGAGACCCCGGGGGAGGGCACCCAAGUGGGCGGGCUCCUGGUUAAAAAGGGCUUCACUUACCAGUUGAUGGACCCGGCAGACUUGCACACGUAUACGCAGCUGAGCUCGGGGAGCGUUUUGCAGCGGCAGUCGCUCCCCUACCGGGGCUCCUUCUUCUCCUUGCGGCAACGGUUAGAGCAGCUGUACGAGGGGGUGGUAACAGUUGACAAGGCGGAGGUCGAGUCGCUAAGUGUGCACGGGGUGGUGACGGUCAGGCACGAGUCGGACGAGCUGCUUGUGAUGGAGUGGGCGUCCGACCCGAUUGCGGACAUGGUCGCGGACUCGGUGGUGGCGCUGGUGCUCCAGCUGGACGCUGGGGCGUCCGAAAAGAGGCUCGCUCUAGUUGGCACGGGGAGUGUGUCAGAACGGGACGAGUUGAGGCUAAGAAGAAGGUUGUUGAGAGACUUAUUUGGGACGGUGGAUCUAGACGAGGAGGCGAAAGUGUUGACGGUCAAGAUGGACGGGGUGCAAGCGAAGUUCGACUACGAGAGCAAGGAGCUUGAGUGCGAAGACGAGCAGAUGGCAGAUAGGAUACGGACAGCAUUUAGGAGGAUGGAUGCGGCAGUUCAUCCGUUAAAAGUUUGAAGAAUAUCUGCCGACUGAGUCGAAACUAUAUACAGCCCGGUUCUGCACGAUUGGUCUUUAUGGGUCCGAAGGUCUUUCUUGCAUGCUUGUUCCGAGCCAAGUGGGACUGCACGCUCCAUGGCGACAUACUGUAAUUGUCCUACAUGGGCAUCGGUUGAGCCAUCGGUUGUCAGAGGCUACACAAACUUUUGCAAGCUGCAUUCCACAGUGGCCGCAAUCAGCCGCUUACCAUCUUUGCCCAUUAGAUUUGAGCAGAUUGUCAAAACCUAUUCGCGGGUUACAAGAAUCCAACUUCUGAGUCCUUUUUGAGAUAAUUUCAGCAUGUGUCACGCCCGAUUGUGUCGCGUCCGAUUUGUGUCGCAACUAGAUGGGGAGACAAUAAUUGGUGUAAUUAUUGUCU